GUUCUUCUUUACAAUCUGGAAACAAGUCAGUGUCUGAAGAAGAUGGGCAACUCCAUGGGUGAUUUUACAUGCGUCAACCUCCGGAACAGUCCUCCAAACAUGCUUGUUACAGGCAACAAAGACAGAAGGGUCAGGGUAUUCGAUCUCCGCAAAAGCGACUCUCUGUGCUCCCUCUAUGCCCACCAGUUGGGAGUGUCUGCGGUCCAGAUGGACGACUGGAAGAUCGUCAGCGGAGGAGAGGAGGGCUUGGUCUGUGUGUGGGACCAGCGGAUGGGCACCAAGCUCUGGGAAAUGCACCACAGACACCCAGUCCGCCACGUAUGGUUUAAUUCUCACAGCCUCAUCACUGCCAACAUCCCCGAUGAGAAAACUCCCCGAGGUGCCAGCAUCACGGACGAUGACCUUACCGUGCACCGCAAGCAUCGGGGAGUCAUUUACGCCUACGAGUUCUCAGUGGACCAGCUGGCUGUCGAAAGCGUUCUUCCUAUUGAACGCUCUUCCUACGAUGAAGUGACUGGUUACAACUACAACAUCGGCCUCGCGGUUCCCUACGAUAACAUUUAG
This is a messenger RNA of Pterocles gutturalis (yellow-throated sandgrouse), 564 nucleotides long. RefSeq names its product F-box/WD repeat-containing protein 8-like. NCBI's taxonomy places the organism in Eukaryota, Metazoa, Chordata, Aves, Pterocliformes, Pteroclidae. The record is from RefSeq and is a predicted model, not a curated record. Gene Ontology annotation, biological process: protein ubiquitination; cilium assembly. Gene Ontology annotation, molecular function: protein binding. Gene Ontology annotation, cellular component: centriole; Cul7-RING ubiquitin ligase complex; ciliary basal body.